Pelmatolapia mariae (spotted tilapia) is the source of this 732-nucleotide messenger RNA. RefSeq names its product mitochondrial ribosomal protein L22 (gene mrpl22). Gene Ontology annotation, biological process: translation. Gene Ontology annotation, cellular component: ribosome; mitochondrial large ribosomal subunit. Lineage: Eukaryota; Metazoa; Chordata; Actinopteri; Cichliformes; Cichlidae. The coding region runs from base 17 to 643 and encodes 208 amino acids. The transcript is spliced from 7 exons. Gene Ontology annotation, molecular function: structural constituent of ribosome. The record is from RefSeq and is a predicted model, not a curated record.
GUCGUAAAAAACCAACAUGGCGGCUGCAAUGACAGGACGUGGUGUCUCUUUUAUUAGGAGUAUACCUUCGGUGUUACUCUCACGGUUACAGAUUCUAGGUGGUGGCUCCCAGCAGCUCUCAUGUCUCCACACCAGCGCAUCCCUGGAAUCUAAAACCUGGGAGAGGAGGAACCUGAAAGUGUAUCCACCUCAGCUGCCUGAUGAGCCUCGCAGACCAGCAGAGAUUCACCACAGUAGGAGGCAGAUUAAGUACAGCAAAGACAAAAUGUGGUAUUUGGCCAAAAUGAUCAGAGGGAUGAGCAUCGAUGAGGCCAUUGCACAGCUGGAGUUUAAUGACAAGAAAGGGGCAAAAAUAAUGAAAGAGGUCCUUCUUGAAGCUCAGGAGAUGGCAGUGAAGAAUCACAAUGUAGAGUACAAAUCCAACCUGUAUGUAGCUGAGUCGUAUUCCGGCAAAGGCAAGUACCUGAAACGGAUCCGUUACCACGGCAGGGGUAUGUUUGGCAUAAUGGACAAAGUUUAUUGUCACUACUUCGUCAAGCUGGUGGAGGGCGCACCACCCAAAAUUGAGAAGACGACGAGCUUUGACCAGGCCAAAGAGUACGUCCAGUCCCUGAAGAACCGAACCAUCAUCCACAGUCUGUAGAGCAGACAUCUGACACCAUUUCAAUCUCACUGUAACCAUUUUUAUGUGUAUGUAUCAUUUUUUUCUGUAAAUAAAUACAUGAGAGAAUU